This is a messenger RNA of Leptosia nina, 1548 nucleotides long. Lineage: Eukaryota; Metazoa; Arthropoda; Insecta; Lepidoptera; Pieridae. The record is from the annotation of a GenBank genome assembly.
AUGGAUAUACCGACAGAUGUCUGGGGUCAACUGGCCCUUGAGGCCGGCCAGGUGUAUUUAAGCGAGGGUGGAAUGAGAAGCCCCUUCGCUAAUACGACGAUAGAAAAACUGCCGGACAAAGUGCUGUUGAACAUAUUUUCAUAUCUGACGCACCGUGAGAUAUGUCGUAUGGCGACUGUGUGCAAGCGAUGGCGGAUGGUAGCCUAUGACACCCGAUUAUGGACACACGUCAGCUUGCGGCCCGAGAUUUCUGGACUACACGUUGGCUCGUUGGAAUCUCUACUCGCGCUAAUUUCAAUAAGAUUCGGUCCAUCACUUCGAUACAUUGAGUUGCCGAUCGAGCUGAUCACGCACACAGUUCUUCACGAGCUUGCAGCGAAGUGUCCCAACUUGACACACAUGCUGCUGGACUUUAGUACAGCUAUGCAACUACACGACUUCUCAGAAAUGCAAGCGUUCCCAACAAAACUGCGGUAUCUCUGCAUCUGCCUUUCUGAAGUCAUCUUCAUGGAGGGUUUCAUGAGAAAGAUCUAUAACUUCAUCAAUGGAUUGGAGAUAUUACAUUUGAUUGGAACGUAUGAAAAGGUAGAAGAAGAAGAGGAAGAGAUAUACGAAGUGAUAAACGUUCACAAGCUGAAGUCGGCAACGCCAAACUUGCGUGUCAUCAAUCUUUAUGGCAUCAACUUCGUUGACGAUUCACACAUAGAUGCGUUUAGCUCCAACUGCAUACAAUUGGAAUGUCUAGCGGUGAAUUACUGCAACAAAGUAACGGGUUCCACCAUGAAAACUCUCUUCCAACGAUCAAGAAGACUUACCUGUCUGCUUAUGAAUGGAUGCUGUCUCCAAUCAGAGUACGUCAUGCAAGUGGAAUGGGAGAAGUCCGCAAUUCAAGAGCUGGAUGUGACAGCAACGGAUCUCUCCACGGAGUGCCUAAUAGACAUGCUCACCCGGAUACCGAACCUGAGAUUCCUUAGUGCUGGACAAAUCAAUGGGUUCAAUGAUACUGUAUUGAAGGCGUGGCUCGAAGCUGGCACUACCAGGAGUCUUCUUGCCUUGGACGUGGAUUCAUCAGAUAAUCUUUCAGACGAUGCGUUGCAUCGUUUCUUGUCUCGUGUGGGAGCUCAGCUGUAUGGUCUAGUGCUUAGCGGAAUGCCACACAUAACUGAUCAACUUUGGCAGAGUGUUCUGCAGCUGUUGACUAAUGCUAAAAUUCUUAUAAUGGGGACACAAGAACGGCUCGGUGUUAACAUUCACGUAGAUCAGCUAAUGGACGGUAUCGCCAACAGCUGUCCUAACCUCGAACGAUUGGAGCUCCGCUGGGAUCCGGAAAAUCUUCGCUUCAGCGACAAGAGUCAAAAGGCGAUUGAUGUGCUGCGCGUAAAAUGUCUUAAAUUAAAAUGUUUGGUACUGAGUGACGGCCGCUACUACGAGAUCGUAAAGGCGAACUUCGAACGCGCCGAUCGAACUACAGUAGUAAGAACUUCGACAAACUGCCGCGUUUCCAACUACUACCUCCUUUCCAACUAUAAAGAUCUUAUAUUUAAUUAA